Messenger RNA from Dicentrarchus labrax (European seabass), 1560 nucleotides. RefSeq lists its product as uncharacterized. The coding region runs from base 245 to 742 and encodes 165 amino acids. The transcript has 2 exons. NCBI's taxonomy places the organism in Eukaryota, Metazoa, Chordata, Actinopteri, Moronidae. The record is from RefSeq and is a predicted model, not a curated record.
GCCUUUGGCUCUCUGGGAUGAAAACAACAGAGAGAUAUUUCAAUUCUAAAACUGUUACCCACAUUUUACCCCCUUUUCCUCCUUGUUCCCCUCUUCCUCCCCAGCGUUUUCCCCUCUGUCUCUGGGAAAGCAGCAGUUUAAGGGGGGAAAAACAAGUGCGUGGAGCCAAGAAACAGGUCUGACCUCAGUUACUGGAAUUAAGCAAGGUGCUGUUUUAAAGAGUUUCUAAAGUGGCCGAGACAACAUGAACACCAGUGAACCAGGCUCCAACUUCACCUUUACCUCAAACACAGAAAAUGUGACUCUGUCCAACUUGACCACCACCACCAUCUCUGCCACCAUCUCACAGCCUCCAUCCUAUUCUUCAGACAACUAUGACCCAGAAUACACCAUCAUGGUGGUACUGGGCUUAUCACUGCUACUGGCAGGGUUAGCGGCCUUCCUGGCAGUAUGCCGGCCAUCGGAACAGGAUGGGGAGUCUGAGGCGGGCUGUAGCCCAGGGGAGAGCCUAACCUGCGGAAGAAGCCGGUCCAGUGAGCCACAGCUCAAGGUGUGGAAAAGGCUGGGCUCAUAUCGGCGUUCAUACAACCUCUCUUUCAGACGACCGCCCCAUCGCAGACCGCACGAGCGCGAGAGCACACAUGUGUCACGGUCUCCGGCCCGACAGACACCACAGCCAGAAGCCAGUGUGGAGCCCCACCUCACUAUGCCUUGUCUAUUUGACUAUGUCACUGAAAUCUGACUUGAGGACAGGCUGAGGCCUGACUGACUGCUCCCCAAAACAAGUGAUACACUGUAUAUUUUACAGUUGGUGCUAAUACCAAGCGUGGGUGAAGAGUACAUAAAAAUAAUUUUCAGCAUUUGCUUUAACAUACUCUGAAUGCUACUUGGAUAUGGUUUGCAACAAAACAAUUGUUUAAAAAUAAUGCAAUCAAAAAGCCAUAGAAGAGUUUACACAUUUGUGUGACUGAUCUAUUCACCCUCCAUAGAAGGCAGCAUUCUUGGGCAGUGAUGCGCUUUUUCAGCACAGCUCUGUACUAUAUUCACGAGAGGUAAAAAUGAUUUAAUCCGAAAACAACUCCAUUUGAUUACAAUUCUCCCAGUAAGGAUUUGAUGCAUCUUCACAUUCUGCACAGGAGUAAAUUGGAUCUGAUUUGAUUGCAUUCAAAUUUUUCCAAGGAGUAUAAAAGUAACUAAACAGAUACAGCGAACAGUAACUCAACAUAUAAAAAUCUUACAGCAAGGCACUAGUUCAAAGAAUGGCUUUGGUCUUAAAAGUAUUUUCCAAUCACAAUCAAAGUGUGGGUACAAGCAUCAUUUCUCUGCUUCACACUGCUUAUUGUUCUGAUGCAGAAAACCCCAUCCACCUGGUAAUUCAUGAGCAUUAAGACAGAUACAAGGCAUUAUUUCAUAUAAUACGAUUUCAUGCAGGUCUCAAAACAUGAUGGGUUACCAACAGUGACGAGACAAAUGCAACCUGAGCCAAAAAGAGACCACUCUGUACCGGAUUAUUUGUGUUUUGUGAUUAUAACUUUAAGAAAUAAAGUUUGACAUUUAAAA